AUUAUGCCAGAAAAUCCUGCAGCAGACAAGCUGCAGGUGUUGCAGAUUCUGGAGCGUCUGCAAAGAAAGCUACACGAGAAUGGAGACACUUCACAGACUGAGAAAUUGACUAUUUUGUACAAUAUACUCAGGAGUCCCUUAUUUAAUCAGAUCCUGACUCUUCAGCAGUCAAUCAAGCAACUGAAGGAACAACUCAGUUAUAUGCCUCCAGAUCGUUCAGUGGAUUUUGACUUUACUAGGAGAGGUUUGUUGGUGUUUGAUGCUGACCACCGUUCUCUUGAUAUUAAUAACCUUUAUGUGACUUGCAACAAUAAUAAUUUACCAGUAUCCAAGAUGCCUCCUCUGAUGCCCAAAUUGGCAGUGGACGAGUUUAAUUUUGCAAUCCAAAGGAUGGCCAAGGGACGGCAAAUAGAAUAUAUAGAUAUUGAGAAGCCAUUUAGUGGAGGUCUUGGAUUUAGUGUUGUUACCUUUAAAAACCAAAGCACUGGAGAAGCUGGUAUCUUUGUCAAGGAAAUCCAGCCAGGAAGUAUAGCAGCCAGGGACCAAAGGUUAAAGGAAAAUGACCAGAUACUGGCCAUUAAUCAUACUCCACUGGACCAGAAUAUAUCCCAUCAACAAGCAAUUGUGCUGCUCCAACAGUUCAUGGGUUCCUUACAUUUGGUUGUGGCUAGAGAGCUAACUCAAAGAAGCAGUAGGACCUCAUCUGCCUUCAGUGACAAUAAUUUGCCUGAGAUGAUCAAAUGGGGUCAUAUUGAAGAUGUUGAACUUGUUAAUGACGGCUCGGGAUUAGGUUUUGGAAUUGUAGGCGGGAAAUCAAUUGGUGUAGUGGUACGGACUAUUGUUCCUGGUGGAUUGGCAGAUAAGGAUGGGAGGCUCAGAACUGGUGAUCACAUCUUGGAAAUUGGAGGCACUAAUGUACAAGGAAUGAGCAGUGAGCAGGUUGCUCAAGUGUUGAGGAACUGUGGGAACUAUGUUAGGAUGGUUGUUGCAAGAGAUCCAAUGUGUGAAAUAAGUGUGACGCCACCAACCCCUUUGGCUCAGCCUGUUGGAAUGUUGACCCCUUUUCAGGACACAGAAAACGAAAUUCAGGAGGUUCAGCUGGUGAAAAAGGAUGGACAAAGCCUGGGUAUAACAAUUGUUGGCUAUACAGGAGUUUCUGACAAAGUGGAAUCUUCUGGGAUUUUUGUCAAAAAUAUAAUACCUGGCAGUGCUGCAGAACACAGUGGUCAAAUAAAAGUCCAUGACAAAAUUAUUGCUGUUGAUGGGAUUAACAUUCAGAAUCAUACCAACCAAGAAGUUGUGGAGGCAUUGCGUAAUACAGGACCAAGUGUAUACCUUACAUUGCUUCGAAAGAAACACUGUUGUACUGAUUCCCUUUCAGAAAGAGGUUUAAACAGAGUGCAGUCAAAUACCUCAGCCAUAUUCCUGUCUGGAGUUGUGGAAACUGAAACUAACUUAGAUAGUGAAAGUGAGGAAGCACAAGAGCAAAAGGAUAACUCCGAAAAUGAAAAUCAGCAGAAACUACAUACAGUGGGAGAAUUACUGGAACGCCACGAAGAUAAAUUGAAAUUUAAGUGGCAAAAAGUGCUGGGACCUGACUUUGGAGUUAUGGUUUCCACUGUGGACAUGCCUAUUGCAGAUGAUACUGAGCUACAGAAGUAUUCAAAGCUGCUGCCUAUUCACACAUUGAGGCUAGGGGUUGAACUCGAUACAUAUGAAGGACAUCAUUACAUAUCAUCAAUUGCCACUGAUGGCCCAAUUGCUAAGCUUGGUGUACUGCAGCUGGAAGAUGAACUUUUAGAGGUAAAUGGUGUUCAGCUAUAUGGAAAAUCCCGCCGUGAAGCAGUUUCAUUUCUUAGGGAAGUGCCACCUCCAUUUACUUUGGUUUGUUGUCGACGCCUGUUUGAUGAUGGUACAGAGUCCUUUGUGGAUGAGCCCGCAGCCAUUACUACUUGCUCACCAAAAUCUAAGAUGAAGUCUAAAGAUUUUGGCCCAGAGGAAGAAGAGGAGGAAGAUGCAGAGCUUGCACUAUGGUCUUCUGAAAUCAAAGUUAUUGAUCUUGUGAAAGACACUAAAAUGGGCUUAGGCUUCAGCAUAUUGGACUAUCAGGAUCCCUUAGAUCCAACACAGACAGCAAUUGUGAUCAGCUCCCUGGUGCCAAAUGGAGUGGCUGAGCGUGGGGGUGAACUUUUCCCUGGUGAUCGUCUGGUCUUUGUAAAUGAAAAAAGUUUGCACUCUUCCACUCUUCCAGAGGCUGUAGAAGUGCUGAAAUCUGCACCUCCAGGGAAUGUUCAUCUUGGAAUCUGUAAACCUUUGCUGGGAGAAAAUAGACAGCGUGCAGCUUCUUGUAUUAUGGAUCCAAAUAAUAUUUCCAGGAAUUCUGCAUUUCCAGCACCAAUCAAUAAUACUAAAUUAUCAAUACUCCUUGAAGCUCCAAAGGACUUCAGAGAUGUACCUUUCUGUAAAGAAGAACUUGUUGAUGAACCAGUCCUGGAUUUUGGGAGGCAAUUUCAGCUUUCUCAAAAUGAGACAGAUGUUGACAAGGAGGCAUGGGAAAUGUAUGAGUUUUUAAAGCCUCCAGUGAAGGAUCUUGGUGAAGACCAAGAGAUGCUAGUGGAUGAAGAGUAUUAUGUAGACCAUGAUUAUUAUGAUUGUGUGGCAUCAGAUAUAAAAGAGCUUGUUCUAUCUACUGAGGUGGACUUUGAUACUGCAGGGCAAUGGGCAAAGGAACCAGAAUUCAGUCACGAGAUGGAUAUUAGAGCUGAAAAGGCACACCAUUGCAUAUCUAGAAAAGAUAACAGGCCUGAAGAAAACAAAAAUAGCAGUUCAGUACUCCCUGGAGCCUCAGCAAAAUACAACCAAUCAAACAAUAUGCUGGAUAGUCAGGAAAUGAGUAAUGACCAUAAAGAUCCUCUAUGCAUCAACACUGAUCUUAAAGUUGCUGAAAAAAGUAAACCGAAGUCUGAAGACUGUGACUUUUCCAGUAGCCAGAAUUCUGCUCUGUCUAGAGGGCUGUCUAGUGAAUUGCCUGAAAGAGAAGAGGGAGAAGGGGAAGAAACUCCAGUAUUCAGCCACUGGGGACCACCACAAACUGUUGAAAUUUUCCGAGACCCUCAUGAGUCCCUUGGCAUCAGUAUUGUUGGGGGACAUACAGUUAUAAAGCGCCUAAAGAAUGGAGAACAGCUUAAAGGUAUAUUUAUCAAGCAAGUCUUGGAAGACAGCCCAGCAGGAAGAACAAAAGCUCUCAAAACUGGUGAUAAAAUACUUGAAGUAUCUGGAAUAGAUCUACAAAAUGCUACUCAUGAGGAAGCAGUGGAAGCUAUAAAAAAUGCAGGCAACCCCAUUGUGUUUGUUGUUCAGAGUUUGUCUACUCUUCCUAGGAUUGUUUCUGUAAUAAACCCCAAGAAAAACAAAGAUCACAGUGAUGAAGACAUAGCUGGAGAAACUGAAAAGAAGAAAAGUGGAGCACCGCCACCCAUGAAAUUGCCACCUCCUUACAAAGAACAAAAAAAGUCCAUCUCUGAGGAGACAGAGGAAGAAGAUGAGGACUUUUAUACAGAGGAGAAAAUCAGGCAAAGAUAUGCAGAUCUGCCAGGGGAGUUGCACAUUAUUGAGCUUGAAAAGGAUAAGAAUGGUCUUGGACUCAGCCUUGCUGGCAACAAGGACAGGUCUCGCAUGAGCAUCUUUGUUGUGGGCAUCAGUCCAGAUGGCCCAGCAGGAAAAGAUGGAAGAAUGCGCAUUGGAGAUGAACUUCUAGAGAUAAAUAACCAGAUCUUGUACGGAAGAAGUCACCAAAAUGCUUCUGCAAUAAUUAAGACUGCCCCAUCAAAGGUCAAACUGGUAUUCAUACGUAAUGAUGAUGCGUUUAACCAGAUGGCUGUUGCUCCUUUCCCAUUACCCUCUAGCUCCCAGUCUUCCAUUGAGAAUGUUGGUAACGAGACAGAAAAAGAUAUGAUGGAGAAUCAGCAAGUUCUGUCAGAACAACCAGAAAAUUUCCGCAAUCAAUUAAAGCAAUCCAAGUCUUCAGCAGUAAUCCCCAUCAGUUUACAUGAGAUAUCUUUGACGCCUGCACCAUCGUUUUCUCCAGAGACAGAAUUCAGCACCCAAAGCAGCUUUCCACCACCUUUGGUACUACUGGAUCCAGCAACAUGCCCAAUAGUUCCUGGCCAAGAAAUGACUAUAGAAAUAUCUAAGGGACGAUCAGGCCUUGGCCUCAGCAUCGUAGGAGGGAAAGAUACACCACUUGAUGCUAUUGUUAUCCAUGAAGUUUAUGAUGAAGGGGCAGCUGCUAGAGAUGGUCGACUUUGGGCUGGGGAUCAAAUUCUUGAGGUUAAUGGCAUCGACUUGAGGAAUGCUAGUCAUGAAGAAGCUAUCACAGCCUUGAGACAGACUCCUCAGAAAGUGCAACUGGUUGUUUACAGAGAUGAAGCUCAUUAUAAAGAUGAAGAGAAUUUGGAGAUUUUCCAUGUAGAGCUACAAAGGAAAAUGGGUAGAGGAUUAGGGCUAAGUAUUGUUGGCAAAAGAAACGGAAGUGGGGUAUUUAUCUCUGAUAUCGUCAAAGGAGGAGCUGCAGACCUUGAUGGGAGACUAAUUCAAGGGGACCAGAUCUUGUCUGUCAAUGGGGAGGAUGUAAGACAUGCUUCACAAGAGGUUGUUGCCACUAUUCUCAAGUGUGCUCAAGGGCUUGUGCGGCUAGAGAUUGGACGACUUAGAGCUGGAUCUUGGCUGUCUUCACAGAAAACAUCUCAAAACAGCCAGAUAGGCCAACACACCAUUCAUGGUCACUUUCACCCUACAUUUGCUCCAGUUAUCUCCACCUUACAGAAUUUUGUCAGUGCUAAAAGAUCAUCUGCUGAUUCCUCUCAUAAAAACUCAGUUGGAGCAGAUAUGGGUCCAAGGACUGUGGAGAUUACAAGGGGACUGAAUGAUGCUCUUGGUAUCAGUAUAGCUGGUGGCAAAGGGAGCCCAUUGGGAGACAUUCCAAUCUUUAUUGCCAUGAUUCAAGCCAGCGGAGUAGCAGCACGUACACACAAGCUCAAAGUGGGAGAUCGGAUUGUCAGUAUUAACGGGCAGCCUUUGGAUGGGCUGUCUCACGCUGAUGCAGUUAAUCUACUGAAGAAUGCUUAUGGGAGCAUUAUCCUGCAGGUUGUUGCUGAUACUAACAUCAGUGCCAUAGCCAGCCAGCUAGAGAGCAUGACCGCUGGCACUAAUCUGAGUCCACCUAUCAAACACCAUCCUGAGGAUCUAGAAGCACCUCAGCCUAAAAUUAUUGUGUUGGAGAAAGGCUCAGAUGGAUUGGGAUUUAGUAUUGUAGGAGGCUACGGAAGCCCCCAUGGAGACCUCCCCAUUUAUGUCAAGACCAUUUUUGCAAAGGGAGCAGCUGCAGAUGAUGGCAGACUGAAGCGUGGUGAUCAGAUUUUAGCUGUUAAUGGAGAGUCUCUGGAAGGCGUGACUCAUGAGCAAGCUGUCGCUAUUCUGAAGCACCAGAAAGGGACUGUAACACUAACUGUGUUGUCAUGAGCUUUGCUGCAAAUGCAGUCUGGGCUGGAUGCAAUUAUUUCUGAGCAUUGCUAGAGCUGCUAUAAAAUGGUACACAGUCCUUCCUAAGUAAGAUGAAAACCCAACACCAGCUAAAAUUAGUGCACAUUAAUCCUGUUGCCUGUGAGGUUUUCAUCCUUUAUAGAGGUUCAUUUUGUCUGGUGACUGACAAUAAUUGUGGAAUCAUUCUGUCCACUAGUGCUUCCUUGAAUGUUCAUCAUCUCUGCAAAGUUGUUCCUGCUUUACAUCUACCAGUAGGAAGUAUAAGCAUUGAAACUAGAACUCACAUGUCCACAAAAAGGGAUUUAGUUCACUGCUGGAUUACAUCCAAUGGGAAGAAAGAAAUGCUGACUUUUCAUCUCAUUCAUGGUUUGCUUAUGCUAAUUGUCUUUUCAACUAUGUCAGAAAACAUUAAAAUGGAAUUAAAUUACUGCCAUUCAAAAUGAUGAACUAUCAAAUUCUCCUAUGGGAAAUUAAUUAUAUAUCAAGUUCUAAUGAUGAAAUGCCCGCCUUCUUGACUAAUCUUCCUGGGGUUGAUGUACAUAUGUUACUGGUAAUAAUGAUGAGUCAGUUUGCAGCCUCUCCUCAGUUUGCAUUGGUCAUGUUUCAAGUUCUCUGUCUCCCUCAAAUUCUUUUGAUCGAUUGACAAGAACAUAAUGAAAAGGGUACUUCGUGGACUCUAAAGCUCAACCCUGUGGAUGCUGCAGAAGACACCUUGGUUUGGAACAGGGCUAGUCAUUAUUAUCUAUAAUGAUAAGACAGCAACAAAGAGUAAAGAAAACUUGGUGGCUCCAAUAACUCAUAGUCAGUUUUGCAGUACAAUGUCUCAUUAAUCAGCAAAGUGACAAUUUAUGUCCAAAGCCUGUAACUUCUUUAUGUUUUAUUGUAUGAUUCAGGUAGAAUACAGUAAUAUUCAUUUUGAUUGUCUGGAAUAAAUUAUAUAUGUGAAAUUGGUCAAAGGUGAAGAAGCACUAAUCAAAGGAAAAGUGGUUGUGUCCAGUGUUCCCUCUAAGCUGAGUUAGUGUGAGCUAGCUCACAGUUUUUUAGCC
Messenger RNA from Gekko japonicus, 6587 nucleotides. RefSeq names its product InaD-like (Drosophila) (gene PATJ). NCBI's taxonomy places the organism in Eukaryota, Metazoa, Chordata, Lepidosauria, Squamata, Gekkonidae. The record is from RefSeq and is a predicted model, not a curated record. Bases 4 to 5520 code for a protein of 1838 amino acids. The transcript is spliced from 44 exons. Gene Ontology annotation, molecular function: protein binding.